UCAAAUCCUUAGGGUUUUCUUCGUACAAUCGGAGAAGAGAUUACAAAGGAGAAGAUGCGUCACGACGAAGCUAACGGAGAUGAAAACAACAAAAACGAGAAUUACUUAGCUCUGGGCUUGGAGAGCUCGCCUUUCAAGUCUCUUGGUGGCGAAGACUCAAAGUCUCGACAGGAUGUUGAAAAGGAAUCUUCAAGAAGCAGAGGCAAGGACCGUGAGAGUGAGAGGAGCAGGGAGAGAGAUAGGGAGCGAGACCGCCAUAGUGAGAGAGAUGAUGAUGAUCACAGAAUUCGAAGGAGGAGGUCUCGCGAUCGUGAGAGAGAGGAGAGACACAGGCGACGUUCACGCUCUCGAUCGAGAAGUCGCUCGCGUAGGUCUGAGCAUAGAUCACGUUCCCGGUCAAGACCACCGUCCAAGAGCAAGAGGGUAAGUGGAUUCGAUAUGCCGCCCCCUUCUUCUGCAAUGUUAGCUCCUACGGCAGUUGCUGCAGCAGGCCAGGUUCCUAGUGUGCCAGCUACCCCUAAUAUUCCAGGGAUGUUCCCCAACGUGCUCGCAAUGGUGCCUAAUCAGCAACUGGGAGCGCUUUCUUUAUUGCCAGUUCAGGCAAUGACUCAGCAGGCAACUAGGCAUGCUAGACGUGUCUAUGUUGGUGGCCUUCCACCCACUGCAAAUGAACAGUCGGUGGCAACUUUCUUUAGCCAAGUGAUGUCAGCGGUUGGGGGAAACACUGCUGGGCCAGGCGAUGCGGUGGUGAAUGUUUAUAUAAACCAUGAAAAGAAGUUCGCCUUUGUAGAGAUGAGAUCUGUUGAGGAGGCUAGUAAUGCAAUGGCAUUAGACGGAAUUAUAUUAGAGGGGGUUCCUGUAAAGGUGAAGAGGCCUACUGACUAUAACCCAUCCCUUGCUGCAGCUCUUGGUCCGAGCCAGCCUAAUCCCAAUCUCAACUUGGCGGCUGUUGGAUUUUCCUCGGGGUCUACUGGUGGGCUUGAGGGUCCGGACCGCUUAUUUGUGGGUGGGAUUCCAUAUUACUUGACAGAGGAUCAGAUCAGGGAGCUCUUGGAGUCCUUUGGGCCGCUAAGAGGUUUCAACUUGGUUAAAGACAGGGAAUCCGGAAACUCGAUGGGAUAUGCAUUCUGUGUAUUCCAGGAUCCUUCAGUCACAGAUAUGGCAUGUGCUGCUCUAAACGGGAUUAAGAUGGGCAAUAAGACACUUACGGUAAGGCGUGCAGUCCAAGGUGCGAUUCAACCUAAGCCUGAGCAAGAAGAUAUAUUACUUCAUGCCCAACAGCAGAUUGCUUUGCAGAGGCUUAUGCUACAACCAGGAGGCACGCCCACCAAGAUUGUAUGUUUGACUCAAGUGGUUACAGCUAAUGUUCUUGGAGACGAUAAAGAAUAUGAAGACAUAACGGAGGACAUGAGACAGGAAGGUGGAAAAUUUGGUAACUUGGUGAAUGUUGUGAUUCCGAGGCCCAAUCCGGAGCAUGAUCCAACACCAGGAGUUGGGAAGGUUUUCUUAGAGUAUGCGGAUUUGGACAGCGCAGCAAAGGCAAGAUCUGGGAUGAAUGGAAGAAAGUUUGAUGGAAACCAAGUGGUAGCUGUGUAUUACCCCGAAAACAAGUAUGCACAAGGCGACUACGAAGCCUGCUGAUCCUUCUUUACUUUCUUUGGACCUCUUAGCAAGAAGUUUGAAUCUUUUUUUUUUAAUGUAUGGAGUGUUCAGAUUAUGACUGCAUUAGUAUCAAUUGAGUGUAUUGGAUAAUUUAGUCUUUGGUUUCAUUGAAACACC
This is a messenger RNA of Brassica oleracea var. oleracea, 1779 nucleotides long. Its product is annotated as splicing factor U2af large subunit B-like. Bases 55 to 1641 code for a protein of 528 amino acids. Lineage: Eukaryota; Viridiplantae; Streptophyta; Magnoliopsida; Brassicales; Brassicaceae. Gene Ontology annotation, cellular component: nuclear speck; nucleus; commitment complex. Gene Ontology annotation, molecular function: poly-pyrimidine tract binding; pre-mRNA 3'-splice site binding. The record is from RefSeq and is a predicted model, not a curated record. Gene Ontology annotation, biological process: mRNA processing. The transcript is spliced from 13 exons.